Messenger RNA from Mugil cephalus (flathead mullet), 3725 nucleotides. It is a transcript of the gene homer1b, whose product is annotated as homer scaffold protein 1b. Gene Ontology annotation, cellular component: plasma membrane; cytoplasm; dendrite. Lineage: Eukaryota; Metazoa; Chordata; Actinopteri; Mugiliformes; Mugilidae. Gene Ontology annotation, biological process: regulation of store-operated calcium entry; G protein-coupled glutamate receptor signaling pathway. The transcript is spliced from 9 exons. The record is from RefSeq and is a predicted model, not a curated record. Bases 698 to 1774 code for a protein of 358 amino acids. Gene Ontology annotation, molecular function: G protein-coupled glutamate receptor binding.
AAACGACUCCACGUGUGAAUGUUGAUAAGGGGUGGCAGGAAUUUGUCACGCGAUUCAGUGAAAGAAAAAGGCGUGAAUUCACGUCGCAGGAGGAAGAGAUUACUUUAUUAGGAAAUGCACUGCUAAUAGAGAGUGUGUGGAAUAGCUGUAGAUGGGCGAGAGAGAGGGGGAGUAGCCAGAGAGAGAGAGAGAGAGAGAGAGAGAGGGAGGGAGAGAGAGAGACGGGUGGACGGGGUGAUGCUGCGCCUUAUCUACUGGCUAAAUGAGGGUUGUCUUUCCCAGUUCAGGCAGCAGGGCUUCUCCACCAUUCCAGCGAGGAUCUGUAAUUUACACGACAACAGCAGGGCGCCCCUCGGAUCUCCAUUGGACUGUGCGCCGGUUCUUCUCCCACAGCGCUGCUCCUGCUCCUGCCGCCGCUGAUCCAUCACCGAGCGCUCCACGCCAAAGGGAGGACAAGAUCUCAUUUCCGGGCCAUGUGCAGAACGACAUGUAUGUGUGAAUUCAUGCGGUGACAGCAGGAGGGGAAUGGAGCGGUUGUCAUCAAAUUCCUGCAGACGCACCGACGGUGAGACCGUGGAGGCUGUUGUGUAGAGAGAAGACCUUCAUGCGCAGCAGCCAAUCCUAGAGAUUCGUUUUUAUUGCCAGCGAAAAAAAAGGGAUCAGUGGUCAGGUGUCGCCUUUCCUUUCAACCACAACAAUGGGGGAGCAGCCCAUCUACAGCACGCGGGCCCACGUCUUCCAGAUCGACCCCAACACCAAGAAGAACUGGCUGCCCACCAGCAAGCAUGCCGUCACCGUCUCCUACUUCUACGACAGCACGCGCAACGUCUACCGCAUCAUCAGCCUGGACGGAACCAAGGCAAUAAUCAACAGCACCAUCAGUCCCAACAUGACGUUCACAAAGACUUCACAGAAGUUUGGCCAGUGGGCGGACAGUCGAGCUAACACUGUGUACGGGCUGGGAUUCUCCACCGAGCAUCAUCUAUCCAAGUUCGCAGAGAAGUUUGCCGAGUACAAAGAGGCAGCACGGCUCGCGAAGGAGAAGAGUCAAGAAAAGAUGGAGAUGGCCACGUCUCCCUCUCAGGAGUCUCCAGCCGGUGAGCUCUCUUCUCCUUUAACCCCGGUGACUCCGCCCAUGGAAAACAUCAACGGCACAGAUGAGAUCUGCGACACGACUCCCAACUCUGACGUGCGUCCCGAGCCGUCGCAGAACGCGCUGGCCUUCGCACACAGCCCGGCUAUGACGAAACACUGGGAGGCUGAGCUGGAGGCACUAAAGGGGAACAAUGCCAAGCUGACGGCAGCUCUGCUGGAGUCCACGGCCAACGUCAAACAGUGGAAACAACAACUGGCUGCCUACCAGGAAGAGGCAGAGAGACUACACAAACGGGUGACCGAGCUUGAGUGCCAGAGCAACCAAACCCCAGUGAUCAAAUCCCAGAAGACUGAACUCAACCAAACCAUAGAGGAGCUAGAAAACACGCUUAGAGAUAAAGAAGAGGAAAUGGAAAAAUUGAAAGAAGAAUUGGAAACCAUGAACGACCUGAUGGAGCAGAAAGACACUCUUACCCAGAAAUUAGAGGAGACGGAGUUGCGCAGUCGGGUGCUCGAGGAGCAGCUGUCGGGUGCCGAGCAGCGGCUGGAGGAGAACCAGGAGGAGCAGGAGAACUUUAGGAAGAGCCUGCGGACGCUGCUGGAGCUGCUGGACGGCAAGAUCUUUGAGCUGACGGAGCUCAGAGACACCUUGGCCCGGCUCAUAGAGGAAGCCAGCUAGAGACGGAGAUGCCUGUUCUUCGCAGAUAGAGCCAUAUGAUAAUUUACUGACACCACCAACUACCCCCACCCCCCGAACCAGUCCCGUUCCCCGCGAUCCCCAUCUUCAUACUCCCCGCAAACGUUUAAACUGAGACACUGCACUGCCCUCACCCAUAUUUCGCGCAAAAAGGGCAGCUGGUUCCCUUGUUUUUACCUUGAAGGCUCCGAGUUCCUACCAACCGCAGGCUCUCCUGUAGUUCAAGACGACACAGGGACUACCUCAGCUCGCCUUCUGAUUGGCUGGUGUAGGCAUAACCUCGGUUGAACUGGCUACUCCAGGUGUGGAGAUGCCUGCUUUGGCACCUGCCCCCCUCCCCCUCCUGCGCACACAUACACACACACACACACAAACACACACAAACACAUUUUUUUCAAACUUGAGAACUGUGCCUCAGUGCCAUCUACUGUUUUUCCCGGAGAGCUGCACCACAGCUUGCGGCGUCGGGGCGUCGCAAAACAUCUCACGCACACACACACACACUCUCACACCAUUUUCUUCCUCUUGAAACUGCCCCCCCAAGGGGAAUGUUGAAAGUCAUGUGGAAAUAAUUGCUGUUAAGACUCAGAGAACUGCGCCAAAGCUGCCAAAUCCCCUGAAAAUAUUGUCCUCUAACUUGCAGAUGCUUUGAUCCAAAGUGACUUACUGUACAGAGAAGAGCUGAGCAGAGAAACCCAUGUCUGAGCUUGGGCUGACAGAAGAGCGUCACUGGAAACGGAGAAUUAAAGGAUGACUCUCGCUAAACCAGCCAUUGGCCCAGAGUGACAUCACCUCUGCUCCCCGGCUUGGAUACACAGGGCAGCUGGGAAAUAGAGUUUGCCAUCCCUCUUGAACGUAAAAACUCCCGUUGACCCACCGCUUAUUUAAAAUCCUACACGAUUGGUGAUUAUUGAAUCUUCCAGAGGCAUUGUUCACACCACACAGAAAUUUUAGAGAGCGUGUGCCUGUGCCACAUUUGACAUAAACAAAAAAAAUCCCUGUAUCCAGACUGCUUCCGCCAUCACAGACAACCGACCUGUCUUCCUGCCAAACUCAGUGUGGUGUGUGUUUCCGAAACAAGGCCCGGCCUUUGACAUAACGCGUGCCUUCGACGCGCACAUCCAGUAAAAUGGACACGUGUUCUUAAAUGAUAUGUUUCGUGCUGUGAGAGAAAGACCCUGCUUCUGGACAAGGCCCACAAAACAAACACGCAGACACACACACACGCACACACACACACACUGAGCAAUACCAGACAGGCUCUGUACGUACGACACCUCUACUCUCCAACUCUAUCAGGUACUCUACUCAGUGGACUCAUGCAGAUAGGUCAAAUGCAACUAAGCUGAUCCCCCGUGUCCAACAGAAAGUGUACUACUGUUGACCGCAAAACUGUGUGGCAGCCCUGUCUGGUCGAAGUAGUGCAUCGCGAAGGGCUUACAGAGUGUCAUCUCGUAAAUCUCCACCUUCAGUGAAACUGGCCACAGAUUUUCACUCCUCACAGGUGAAUGCAGAACUGUACUCAGUUUCUAUUCUUCGUUCUUUCUUUCUUUCUCUCUUUCUUUCUUUUUUUUUUACACAAGAUACAAUACUGAUGAUAUAAUUGUAGAACUGUAUAAGAGAACUUUCUACUCAUGAAGACGGCAUUGUAAAUGAAUAGAUGGAUAACUCAAAUGCAGUAACACCCUGCAGUGGCUUAUUGUCGUGUAUUAACCCACGAGUAUCUAUAGUCUGUAGGCGAACAAUCUUCUGUAUAUUUAAAAUGCGUAACAACACGGCUUGGUGUUACACAUUCACGUACCAAAACACACACUUACUGUAUAGAGCAGCUCUUAACGCUGGCGAACCCCAAAACUGCAUCUUAAAUUUUCUUCCUUUGAAAUGAGUAAAUUUCUUAAAAAUAAAUUAAAAAAAAAAAAAAAAAAAAAAAAAA